UUCAUGAUCUCCCUCUUCAUCCUCGCCGAAUACUUCUACAACCUCCACCACCACGGCCUUCCACCUAUGCGUCGUAGACCUCAAAUGUUCAUCGCCAUCGGACCCCCCGCUUUCACCGCCGUCGCGUUAAUGGGCAUGGCUGAGAUCGCCACGGAAAAGUUCCCAUCCUAUUACAUCCCCUUAGCAGCACACGUCAACACCGCAGAAGUCCUCCUCAUCCUCACCAUCUUCCUCUCCAUCUUCAUGUGGAUUUUCUCGUUCUUCCUGUGGAUGCUCGGCUGGCUGAGUAUCUUCGCUGCGUGUCAUGAAUGGAAGUUUGAUAUCACGUGGUGGGCGACUGUGUUCCCCAAUACGGGGUUUGCUUUGGCAACGAUCAAGAUUGGGGAUUUAUUAGCCUCGGAACCAAUUCGGUGGGUGGGGAGUGCGGCGACGAUUAUUCAAGUGGCGUUAUGGCUGGGGUGUUUUUCGCUUCAUGUAUGGGCGUAUUUCACCCGGAGGGUGUUGUGGCCGGGUAUGGAUGAGGGGUUUGGGGCUGAGACGCAUCUAGGGAGGGGGUUGGAUUUGGAAGGCAAUGUCGUGUCUUCAAAAAGCUCGUGUGCGUCGUAG
Aspergillus sclerotioniger CBS 115572 is the source of this 606-nucleotide messenger RNA. RefSeq lists its product as uncharacterized. The transcript has a single exon. Gene Ontology annotation, biological process: malate transmembrane transport. Gene Ontology annotation, molecular function: malate transmembrane transporter activity. NCBI's taxonomy places the organism in Eukaryota, Fungi, Ascomycota, Eurotiomycetes, Eurotiales, Aspergillaceae. Gene Ontology annotation, cellular component: membrane. The record is from RefSeq and is a predicted model, not a curated record. Bases 4 to 606 code for a protein of 200 amino acids.